GCCGCGCAAACAAGAGCCGCACACCACUUUCAAAACUCCAGCAGUGCGCAGUAAGUUUUGGGAGCUCUACGAAAUUCUAGUUUGGCUUGGAGGUUCUUACAUUUGUUUCGGCAACGUACUUUUUCAACUAACAAAAUGUCCACUCCCGUUGGUCCGGAGCCCUGCAACGUGGUGUGCCCCAGCUGCCACCAGCAGGUCACCACCCGUAUAGAGCCAAAGGCCACCACCAAGACCCACUUGAUAGCACUGAUCAUGUGCCUGACCUGCUGCUGGCCCUGUGCCUGCUGCCUCUACUGCACCCAAUGUGCCCGGAACUCUGACCAUCAUUGCCCAUCCUGCAACGCCUUUAUUGGCACCUACGAGCGUUGAGCAGAUUUCGAUUUUAAGGUUGUGGAUUUUCGUAGUCUGCGGCCAGCAGUCGUACCGAAAUGCAGCCCAAAACUUUACAUUGUUACCUCUCUCACAUUUAUUAUUACGCAAUAUUUUGAUAUUAAGCAAAACAUUGUAGUACCUGCUUAAGCUUUUGUAUUCUCAGCACAAAAAUAAAAAGAUUCAAGGAAGAAA
This is a messenger RNA of Drosophila elegans, 564 nucleotides long. RefSeq names its product lipopolysaccharide-induced tumor necrosis factor-alpha factor homolog. Lineage: Eukaryota; Metazoa; Arthropoda; Insecta; Diptera; Drosophilidae. The coding region runs from base 136 to 369 and encodes 77 amino acids. The record is from RefSeq and is a predicted model, not a curated record. The transcript is spliced from 3 exons. Gene Ontology annotation, molecular function: zinc ion binding.